ACCACUCUUCCAAAAUAAUAACAAUAACAAUAAUUAUUCAUGGAUGCUUCUUGCACCCAUCACCACAGCUCCAAUUACUCCCCGGAUGAUCGUAUAUUCCGGCAAGAGUCACUCCCUUUUGAUCUCAACGACUCCCAAGAUAUGCUACUGUUUGACAUGCUUGUAGUUGCAUCAAUGGUAGAUCUGGAUCAACAAGUCAAGGACGUCGAACCAGUUAAUAAGUUAAAAACCAGCACCAACAAGUCAUACCGAGGCGUUAGGAGACGGCCGUGGGGGAAGUUUGCUGCGGAGAUAAGGGAUUCCACAAGGCACGGUGUCCGUGUAUGGCUUGGGACGUUUGAUAGCGCAGAGGCGGCCGCUAUGGCGUACGAUGAAGCCGCGUUUACAAUGAGAGGGUCGUUGGCGGUGUUGAAUUUUCCGGUUGAGAGAGUGAAGGAGUCAUUGAAGAAGAUGAAGUAUGGUUUUGAAGAAGGGUGUUCCCCGGUGGUGGUGCUCAAGAAACGACACUCUCAUAGGGGUAAAAGAGACGGUAAAGUCGCGGUCGGCCAGAAGGAGAUCCAUGGCGGUUUUGGAGGGUUUCAUUAGGUGAUGAUUGUUUGGAACAAGUUUUCAGAAGAUGUUAUUUCUUCUGUAUGAUCCCCUUUUAGUAAGUUGUGAUCUUUGUCAAUCAAUCAAUUAAUCGUACCAACUAAAUCCUACAAAUAGAAAAACUAUUAGUAGAGUCUAAGAAGGGUGUGAUAUAGGCGCGCUUUAUCUCUAUCCCUAAGUUGUGAUCUUUGUACAUAAGAAAAUGUUUUACUUACACUUUGGUCUUUUAGAUAUUAUUGUAAUUUAAUAUCUUUGAGUCUAAUUACAUUUCGUUCUUAGGUUUAAAAAUUA
Helianthus annuus (common sunflower) is the source of this 879-nucleotide messenger RNA. Its product is annotated as ethylene-response factor C3. Gene Ontology annotation, biological process: regulation of DNA-templated transcription; ethylene-activated signaling pathway. Gene Ontology annotation, molecular function: DNA binding; DNA-binding transcription factor activity. The record is from RefSeq and is a predicted model, not a curated record. The transcript has a single exon. Lineage: Eukaryota; Viridiplantae; Streptophyta; Magnoliopsida; Asterales; Asteraceae. Bases 40 to 585 code for a protein of 181 amino acids.